Molecule: messenger RNA, 6945 nt
Organism: Betta splendens (Siamese fighting fish)
Lineage: Eukaryota; Metazoa; Chordata; Actinopteri; Anabantiformes; Osphronemidae
Gene: cntn3b
Product: contactin 3b
Molecular function (GO): protein binding
Source: RefSeq, a predicted model, not a curated record
AGUCGUCACCAGUGGGCGCUUCAUCCUGCGCACACAAAGAGAGCAGAGCCCGGGGAUGCGCACAACGAGAGCAUCCGCUCAGAGGCACCACUGUCCUUUCUGCUUCUUGGCAUCGUCUCGUAGAGUGUAACACGAGUUAGUCGAGGAACACAACUCGGCGUGCACUCGCGCAGCAUCCUCAGCCGAGCCCCGUCCAACUCACGGAUUGUGGAAUUUACCGAGGCACGAGGUGCGGCGCGUUCAGCCCCUUCCUCAACGACCCAGAGUCGCACUUUAAACAGAGUAUAAAGAAGUGCUCCGACCCUGCCGGAGAAACGAGAGCGACCUCUUAUUUGCCUUUUGAGAGGACAGGAGUUGCUGAGAUGUUAUCCGCCCAUUAGCGCCAGAAAGAUCAUAUCUGACGGAUGGUGGGAUUACAAUGAAAGCAGGUUAAUGAAGAGGAAAAAGAUCGCAUUCUAGGACAACUUCAAAAGUCUCGCAUUCAAGGGAAAGCAUUCCAUUCACAAGCUUUGGAUGAGAGUCUUAUUAGCCCUUGGCGACUAAAGAUGAUGUUACCAUGGAAACAAAUUGUUCUACUAUCAAUCACAGGAUGCCUUGCAGCCUGCACGGAGGAUGUAAUAUUUCACGGGCCAAGAUGGAGGACAGAGCCAAAUGACCUUAUUUUACCGAUCAACUCCCCAAACCAGCAGGCUGCCAUCGCGUGCGAGGCAGAAGGGAGCCCUCCACCUCAGUACAGAUGGUCACUAAAUGGAACAGUCAUUGAUCUGGGGAAUGACUACCGGCGUCGCAUGUCUGGUGGCAGCUUGAUCAUUAGCAACCUGGACAAGGACCAAGACACCGGGGUCUAUCAGUGCAUGGCCUUCAAUACGUGGGGGUCAAUCCUCAGCCGCAAAGUCAGCCUCCAGUUCGCAUAUCUCGAUAACUUCAAAACCCAAACGGUGAGAAGUGCGGUGAAUGUCCGUGAAGGCCAAGGGGUGGUACUGCUGUGUGGACCACCUGCACACUCUGGAGAGCUGACGUUUGCAUGGAUCUUCAAUGAAUACCCGUACUUUGUCCAACAAGACAGUCGUAGAUUCAUCUCUCAAGAGACUGGGAGUUUGUACAUCGCCAAAGUGGAGCCCUCGGACGUAGGAAACUACACCUGUGUGGUGAACAAUACAGUGACAAGAGAGAAGGUGCUGAGCUCUCCUACACCACUUGUCCUCAGAAGUGAUGGAGUAAUGGGUGAAUAUGAACCCAAAAUAGAAGUUCACUUCCCUGAUUCGGUUCCAGCUGCUAAGGAAACUGUGGUGAAACUGGAAUGCUUCGCUUUGGGAAACCCCGUUCCAGAAAUAAGCUGGAGAAGAAACAGUGGCGUCCCCUUCCCCAGCAAAGUCAAAAUGAAGAAUUCAAAUGCCGUCCUUGAAAUACCUCAUUUCCAGCAGGAAGACGCCGGGACGUACGAGUGCAUGGCGGAGAAUCGGCGAGGCAAAAAUGCAGCGCGGGGUCGUAUUUCAUUCCACGCCAAACCUCACUGGGUCCAGACAAUGAUGAACACGGCUCUGUCCAUUGAGGAAAAUCUCUUCUGGGAGUGCAAGGCCACGGGGAAGCCCAAGCCAUCCUUCAGCUGGCUGAAGAACGGCGAGCAGCUGGCAGCAGAGGGCCGGCUACAAAUCGAAAACGGAGCCCUUUCUAUAGCUGUGUUAAACCUGUCAGACUCCGGGAUGUAUCAGUGUGUGGCUGAAAACAAACAUGGCAUUAUUUAUUCCAGUGCCCAGCUAAUGGUGUUAGCCUCCCCUCCCAGUUUCUCCAAAAGUCCGUUAAGGGCCUUGCUGAAAGCGCGCUCAGGCAGCGAAGUCACUCUUGAAUGCAAGCCUCAGGCCUCGCCACCAGCAAUUAGCCUGUGGAAGAAAGGGAACGAGAUCCUGCAGAGAACUGAAAGGAUUACCCUGCUUACCAACGGGACGUUAAAGAUCACCAAUGUCACCAGACAGGACGCCGGCAGCUACACGUGCAUCGCUAAGAACCAGUUUGGGGCAGCAAGUAUGACUGUAAAGGUUCUGAUCACUGAGCCCACCAGAAUCACCAUGAGGCCCACUAACAUGGAGAUCAUUGUUGGCGAAAGCAUUGUGCUGCCCUGCCAGAUUGCCUGCGAUCCAGCUCUGGAUGUCUCUUUCUCGUGGGCAUUCAAUGGCCAGCGCAUCGACUUCCAGAGAGACGGCGACCAUUUUGAACGAGUGGGUGGGAGCAUCUCAGGGGAUCUGAUGAUUCGGAACAUCCAGCUGAACCACGGAGGGAAGUACGUCUGUGUUAUUGACACUGAUGUGGAGAGCCUGUCCGCCUCUGCCAUCCUAGUUGUCAAAGGUCCGCCAGGUCCUCCAGACAAAGUGGCGGUGGAGGAGAUCACUGACAGCACAGCCCAGCUCUCCUGGACUCCCGGGAGGGACAACGGCAGCCCCAUUACCAGCUACAUUGUUCAGGCACGAACGCCAUUUACUGUGGGCUGGCAGGCUGUUGACACAGUCCCGGCCGUGGUCAAUGGAAACACGCUAACGGCCACGGUGGUAGGUCUGAACGCCUGGGUGGAGUACGAGUUCAGGGUGGUGGCGCGUAAUUACGUAGGUUUGGGUGAGCCCAGCCCGACCUCAGCCAAGACCCGGACAGAGGAUGCCAUUCCCGAUACGGCUCCCACUGAUGUCGGAGGUGGAGGCGGCACGAGGUCUGAAUUAGUGAUAACAUGGGAGCCGGUGCCUGAGGAGCUGCAGAACGGAGAGGGCUUUGGCUACAUCAUCGCCUUCAGGCCAGCGGGGACGGUCACGUGGACGCGGGCCGUCAUGUCCACGCCAGGCGUGGCCCGCUACGCGUUCCGCAACGACACCAUCCCGCCCUUCUCGCCCUUCGACGUGAAAGUGGGCGCGUACAACAACAGGGGGGAGGGGCCCUUCAGCUCCAUCGUCACGGUCUUCUCAGCGGAGGAAGUCCCCACAGUGGCUCCUAAGAGGGUUAGGGCUAGAAGUGUGUCUGCAGCGCAAAUUGAAGUGAUCUGGGAAGCUCUCCCCGCCAUCCCUGAAAGAGUGCUUGGAUACGAGGUCGUGUAUUGGGAGGACGACACCAAGCCUGACACCAUUGGGAAAGUGCGUAUUUCUGGAAACUACACGCUUGUUAACAUCACAGGGCUGAGAGCGAACACAGUGUACUACCUCUCUGUGGCUGCUUUCAACACAGCUGGCCCCGGGCCACAGUCAGCACCCAUCAACACCACCACAAGGAAACCACCUCCAGAUCGGGCUCCACUCAACAUAAAAUGGACCAUGAUUGGCUCUACGCUGACAUUGCACUGGGAUCCUGUAUCAGCCUUGGAUUCAGAGUCGAAGGUCACUGGAUAUUUAGUGCUUCUAAAGAGACAGCGCUACAAUGAUCUCAACACGCUGUUGACCAAUAAAACCACUGUGGAGCUCAGCGUCUCGUCCAAUGACAACUAUCUCAUUCAAGUCAAGGCCAUAAGCGAGGGCGGUGAAGGCAUGGGCAGCGAACCCAUCCAUAUUCACAAAUUAAGCAUGGGAGCGCGGGGCUCAGGAGCAAGCUGCCUUAGCCCAUUGUACGUCGUUGCAGUCCUCAUCAGUACUGCUCUCCUUAUUCUGGUGAUGUCUAAUCAGAACCUAUGGAGUGCCCCCCCUCCCCCCACCAUCACCCCGCUGUCCUAUGUUAACCCUCCACUGGACUGGCACAAAGCCUGGGCUUCAGUGACAGGUUUGGAAAAGGUCAGAGAGGACUGGACAGCACCCAAGUCUUAAAGGGACCACCGCACCUCCUUGGAAGGACCAGAUAGAGACAAGACAAGAGUGAAAUUUCUGUGCAUGAUAUCUUUGGUUUUUUCAGUGUCAAAUUAUAAUGUCUACAUGAUUUAACUUCUUAGUAUCUGUUGAGAUGCUAAUGCCUUAAAACCCAUUUCACAGAUAGAGUUCAUACCAAAGUAGGUAAAAGUAGCCUGCUUGUUCUACGGCUUCUUUAAACCUAUUUAUACCAAGAUUCUUCUCAAGUUGAACGUCUCAAUUUUGUUUAUUGGAUAAAAGUAAUUCUACAGCCUAAACUAAAGCAAUUCUAUAUUUAGUAACAAGUUUAUAGCUUAGGUUGUUUUUUUUCGCUAUUGCCAAAAGAAACAUUCAUUGUAAGACUAAAAGUUUCCCUAUGCUUUGUCAAGUAUAUGAAAGAUGCAUAGCAAAUUGAUCAACUGUGCCUCAAACCCAUUUAACUCUGCAUACAGACAUAAUAUUAAAUCUGUUUGAGAGCCACGGGCUCCUGAGCUUUAGGCUGCUCGACAGAGCUCUACAGAUAGAUCUUGGCAUUUCGCUCUCCAUCUCAUGCCUCCUCUAAAUAAUAAAUGCCUAUCAAACUCCACAUUCGCAGUCCAGCGAAAGAGCCGGUAUUGCAGAGGACAGAGAUGUGUGGUGUAUGUCAAACAGAUCCCCUGUGUACUGUUCCUCCUCUCGAUUUAGACAACCUGUGUUCUAGAUAUGUAUAUCACGUUAUAGAAUAUGUACCAUCUACUGUACACCCCACAUGGCCCGCCGGCCCGGCGAACAAUGGACUACAGGAGAACUGUGCCUUCACACUUGAGCUUUUUUUUUCUCUUUUCCAAUAGCUUAGGAAAACAGUUCAUGUUGCAGAGGAGGCAUUGUUGGCUUUGUUUCUGAAGAAAUUAGCGACAAAGGACAGGAGGCUCAGAAUGUAGAGGGAAUCCAUUAUGGGAAAGGUUAUGUUGAUAAAAUUUUCAUUGAGACAAAUACACCAGAGAACCUAAAACAAAAAAAGGCUUGAAAGCUUUAGGAAAGCCACAAUGGAUUGAGAUGUAUAGUGGAAGUGUUGGUGCCAAUAUUUACGGUCUGUGGUAAAACAAAUGUAUGACUUUGUCUAUGGCAUAAUUUAUGGGCUAUUAAAGCAAGGGAAUAAUUGAAGCCAAUGCUGAGGUGAAGGAGUCCUAACUGGAAACACGUUGGUGUCUUCUUACCCCAACCCCAAGCAUCAUACACCAACUCAACAGUGAUAAAAGAACAUUGCUACUCUUCUGAGGGACACACUUUUCACGCCCCUUUAUCAUGUGGAUGAGUCUGUCAAAAGCCACUCGAGUAGGAGUUGAGGUGUGAUUACUGGGAUCCUGACAAUGUUCAUGUGGAUGUGGAUGUGGAUGGAUGCCGGCAACGGAACCGCUACACAUUACUGUGCCUUUACUGAAAACGUGGCUGUGCACGGUCAUUAACUCCGAAGCUGUCGUCAUCUGUAUUUUGCACUCUCUAUCCCCAAAUCCCACACUAAAGGCGAGUGAAAGCACAAGGUGACUGGAUGUCCUCACUUAGCUGUCUGAACAGGUGUGCAGACCCCAGAGGCCUCAUAAAAAGUCCAAACAGCUGACAUAAUCAGGCUGUCCUAUCUGUUCCUUGACGGGUUUCAUAAAGCUCCUUUGCUCGUUGAUUAGACUGCAGCAGCCCAGUCAAUGGGAUAUUGAUUUCCCUGCCCCAUUAUUACAGCUGUCACAAUUCAGCUGUUUGAUGGACUGAUGGCCGUGUUCUUAUUGCACUCAUUCUGUUGUUACACUCACUGAUGUUCCAGAUGCCCUACUUCACUCCCUGUCAGACACCUUUAAAAUCAUUCUUUUUUUUCAUGUUCUUGUGUUCUGCUUUGGUUUUUAGCAGAUCCCUCAGCGUAUCUGCUUAAGCUCAGUAUUCAGUAAUUCAGUGUUGGAUUGUGAUUUUUGAAUAGGAGCGGUGACCUGAAAUGAAUUUGAGUUACAUGUCCAGCACUAACACGGUUGGGCUGUCAUGCUCCAGGAGUAGAACUACAGCAUUUUCCGUCCAACCAUGUAAACCCAAUUACACCAGAAUAUGAAAUGGUAACAUAGCAAAAUCAUUGACAUUUUGUGUAGUUGCAUGUUUACAGUAGCUGGUUGGUUUAAAAGGAGUUCACAUAAUAUCCCUGACUGUCACAACAUUGCUUAUUUUUGAGAAAACAAAAUGCUAGAGAGAUGCAAAAUGGCGGGAGCUUACAUUGCUAGCUUUGUAUGUCUGUUCAAGUUUACGGCAGGUAUUCUUUAGCAAGCAAAGCAAAGAAUAUUCCUCAAUAGACACAUUGUGAGAUCUCAAACAUCGUAAGAGUGGAUUUGAUGAAUCAAAUACAUCCUGAAAAACAAAGUGUGUGACAGUAAUGUUUAUUAGGCUAGUUAGCUUAACAGCUUUAGCGCCUGGCAUCUGUUCGGUGGAGUUGGUGGAAUGAAUCUGACCUUUUUCUUCUUUCUGGUGUGACUGGGUAUUAAGGUUUGUGUGUGUGUGUGUGUGUGUGUGUGUGUGUGUGUGUGUGUGUGUGUGUGUGUGUGUGUGUGUGUGUGUGUGUGUGUGUGUGGAGAAAUACUUGAUCCAGGUGGUGUUACUAUUUUGUUUAAUAUCCGAAUACGAUAACCUUACGACCACAUUCAUUUACAGUGCUUACGAGUGUGACAGUUUCUCAGAGCCUUUCUAUUAUUUACAUAGUUGUGGUCGAGUUUCUUACAGUACCUCGCUCAUGCUCAUAUGAAAAACACAUGUUUUUGGCCUUUCGCUUUAAUAAAUAGUACAAUCUAAAGAAAGUGAAGGAAGUGAUUUGAAUCACAGAACAUCUGUUUAUAUCUACAAAUUUCAGUUAGGAUUAUGUGGCUAUUGUUGCUAGAAUGGAGUGAACCUGGUACAGUGUAAAUAGCUUGCAUAUAUUUUUUAAACAUGGUCAUCAAAGACAACCUUAUUGCUUUUAUAUAGUGUGUUCUCCGACCUUAAUACUGGUGUAUUAAUCAAUGAUCUCUGUGAGAUACUGACAUAUAGAAGCAUUUUCAUAUUGAAAAGUAACUGUUUGUCUUGUAUACUAAAAUGUGCAUGUUAAUCAUUGUUUGUGACUUUGUGUUGGAUUUUUCUAAAACUAUACUUAAUAAAAAUGUUUAUUUCA